Molecule: messenger RNA, 1441 nt
Organism: Condylostylus longicornis
Lineage: Eukaryota; Metazoa; Arthropoda; Insecta; Diptera; Dolichopodidae
Product: CTD nuclear envelope phosphatase 1 homolog
Exons: 2
Coding region: 250-969 (239 amino acids)
Molecular function (GO): protein serine/threonine phosphatase activity
Source: RefSeq, a predicted model, not a curated record
AAUUAGAAACAUUUCAAAAAUAAUUAUAUCAUCUGCUAAGAUUUUAACUUUUAAUUUAUACAGUAAAUAUAGAAAUUUGGAUGUAAAUAUUGUUUUAUUAAAACAACAAUUUAUUUUAUUUGUGAUACAAAAGUAUUUGCUGAAUACAAAAUUGUCUAAAUGAAGCACAAAUACUUACAUGUGUCUAAAUAUAAAUUUUGAGUAUACAUUAGACAAAGCAAAAAAAUAAUUAGUUCUAUAAGAUUUAAGAUGAAAAUAUUGGUUUCACAAUUUCGACAUUUCUUGGUAUUUAUGUCAAAAAUAUGGACAUAUAUUUGUUAUUUUUUUAAUAAAAAGGUACGAUCAUAUGAACCAGUGAAGUAUGUUGUAUAUCCACUAUCACCGGUGUCAAGGCAUCGUUUAACAAUAGUUUUACGAAAAACUCUGGUAUUGGAUUUAGAUGAAACAUUAAUUCAUUCACAUCAUGAUGCAAUGUCAAGAAAUACUGUACAGCCAGGUACUCCACAUGAUUUUACAGUAAAAGUUGUGAUAGAUAGGCGUCCAGUAAGAUUUUUUGUACACAAAAGGCCGCAUGUUGAUUUCUUUUUGGAUAUUGUGUCACAGUGGUACGAUCUGGUGGUUUUUACAGCAAGUAUGAAAAUAUAUGGCGCUGCUGUUGCAGAUAAAUUAGAUAAUGGAAGAAACAUAUUGCAAAGAAGAUAUUACAGGCAGCAUUGUACUCCAGACUUCGGUUCCUACACAAAAGAUUUAUCAGCUAUAUGUAACGAUUUAAGUAGAAUAUUUAUUAUCGACAAUUCACCAGGUGCAUAUCGUUGUUUUCCACAUAAUGCAAUACCCAUAAAGAGCUGGUUUUGUGAUCCAAUGGAUAAUUCAUUAUUGACCCUCUUACCAUUUUUAGAUGCUUUAAGAUUUACAAGUGAUGUACGUUCAGUGUUAUCAAGAAACUUGAACUUACAUCGCUUGUGGUAGACAAAAAUUUAAAAAUCCAAAUAUAAAUAAAUUAUAAUAAAAUACAAUUAUAUGUAUUUUUGACAACAAAGUAAAGAGAUUAUUUGACCAAAACUAUUAUUUUUUAAUUAAAAUUGUAAAUUUAAAUUAUAAUUAUAUUUUUGCAGUACUUAUUUGUUUUAAAUAUUUGAAAGAAAAAUUAUAUUUUUUUUUAAAUAUAUAGGGUAUAAUUUCUAUAGUGAUUUUGAUUUUAAGUUACAGAGAUAAAAAGAGGCGUAAAUAAAGCAUUGAAUUAUGAUUACGUUUAACUAUUUUUAUUAUUUAGAGACAAGUCGAAAAAAUUAUUAAAUAAUUUUAAAAUCAAAGAUUUAAAGAGAAGUAUUUUGAAUUAAUUUAAAAUUAUGAUUUUUGAUCAGCAAUAAAGAGUUAUUAAAAUAGUUUUAAAUUUUUUUUUCGAUGUUUAAUUUAAACAAACAAAAAAAAAACACCCAUG